Molecule: messenger RNA, 5322 nt
Organism: Protobothrops mucrosquamatus (brown spotted pit viper)
Lineage: Eukaryota; Metazoa; Chordata; Lepidosauria; Squamata; Viperidae
Gene: AGRN
Product: agrin
Exons: 34
Molecular function (GO): protein binding; calcium ion binding
Source: RefSeq, a predicted model, not a curated record
CCCGUGCAGAGCAUAACUCUCUUUUUUCCUUUCCACCCACAGUUUGUCGAGGGAUGCUGUGUGGCUUCGGUGCGGCCUGCGAAAAGAACCCCACGGACCCUUCGCAGGGUUUAUGUGUGUGUAAGAAGAUCACCUGUCCUUCUGUGGUGGCUCCGGUGUGCGGCUCAGAUUACUCAACCUAUAGUAACGAGUGUGAGCUGGAGAAAGCUCAGUGCAACCAGCAGCGUCGCAUUAAAGUCAUGAGUAAAGGAGCCUGUGGUUCCAAAGACCCCUGCGCAGAGGUGGCCUGCAGCUUCGGAAGCACCUGCGUUCGGUCCACGGACGGGCAGUCGGCCAAGUGCAUCUGCAUGUCCUUUUGUGGCGGCGUUCCUGAAAACACCGUGUGCGGCAGCGACGGCAAGGACUACCGCAGCGAGUGCCACCUGAACCGGCACGCCUGCGACAAGCAGGAGAACAUCUUCAAGAAGUUGGAUGGGCCGUGCGAUCCUUGCAAAAACACGCACAACGACAUGAACAGAGUUUGCCGGGUCAAUCCUCGCUCGCGACGGGCCGAGUUGCUGCCCCGGCCGGAAAGCUGCCCCUUGAAGAAAGAGCCGGUAUGUGGGGAUGACGGGAUGACUUACGAGAACGAGUGCACCUUGCAGAGGACGGGCGUCAUCCGGGGCAUCGAGAUUCAGAAGUUGCGUUCAGGAGAGUGCCAGGUUCAAGACAGAUGCCGGGAGGAGUGCCGUUUCAACGCCGUGUGCCUCAUCCGGCGGGGCCUUGCCCGCUGCUCAUGCGAACGGGUGGCCUGCGACGGCGCCUACCAGCCCCUGUGCGGCAGGGACAGCCGGACCUACUUCAACGACUGCGAGCGCCAGAAGGCGGAGUGCCAACAGAAAGCCGCCAUUCCAGUCAAGCACCAUGGACCUUGUGACCUUGGCAAGCCCAGCCCCUGCCUGAGCGUGGAGUGCCAGUUCGGGGCCACCUGCGUGGUGAAGAACCAGGAGGCCAUCUGCGAAUGCCAGCAAGUGUGCCAGAGCAUCUACGAUCCGGUCUGCGGCAGCGACAACCUCACCUACAGCAACCCUUGCGAGCUGGAGGCCAUGGCGUGCGCCCUCCGGAAGGAGAUCCACGUGAAACACAAGGGGCCCUGCGACCGCUGUCGGAAGUGCCAGUUUGGUGCCAUCUGCGAGGCCGAGACGGGCCAGUGCGUGUGUCCCACCGAGUGCGUCGCCUCCUCUCAGCUGGUGUGCGGAACCGACGGGAACACCUACGGGAGCGAGUGCGAGCUCCACGUUCAGUCCUGCAUCCAGCAGGUCUCCAUCGAGGUGGCAGCCCAAGGCAGCUGCAACGUCUCAUUGCCCAACGAGGUAACCUCAUCAGGGCAGGCCACGUUAGUGUACAUUAGUACACUCUUAACGGUCGUCUUCCUUCUUGACCUCCAGGUGAAGAGGGGUCCGUGCGAAGAUGAGUGCGGUUCAGGAGGUGGGUCUGGCUACGGAGAUGCCGUUGAAUGUGAGCGAGACAGCUGCCGGAAGUACGGGGGCUCGUGGGACGAGGAUAUGGAAGAUGACCGUUGCGUUUGCGACUACACCUGUAGGACCGUCCCGCAGAACGUGGUGUGCGGGUCAGAUGGGGCAGCUUACGCUAACGAGUGUGAACUGAAAAAAUCCCGCUGCGAGAAACGCCAGGACAUUUACGUGGCAAGCCAGGGACCCUGCCGAGGGGUCCCCACUCUUCCGCCGUCUUCGCCAGAGCUCCUUCACUGUAGCAGAACGGUUUAUGGCUGCUGCCCAGACAACGUGACGUUGGCACUCGGAGUGGGAUCGGCUGGAUGCCCCAGCACUUGCCACUGCAACCCCUACGGCUCCUACGGAGGGAGCUGUGACCCCACCACAGGCCAAUGCUCCUGCAAACCUGGCGUGGGGGGGCUGAAAUGUGACCGCUGUGAACCCGGUUUCUGGAACUUCCGCGGCAUCGUCACGGACCGCAAGAGUGGCUGUACCCAAUCCCAUGCCAGCCACCCCACCCCGCCUGCUACCCAGCGCCCCUUGGACUCUGUUCCCCCUCUGGCCCCCCAAAUCACCACCUCGGCUCCCGAGAUGACCAGGACCACCUCCUCCUCCCCAUGGCAUUCAGAAGACCAUGCUUCCCGGCAGAGCCAGCCGGUCACCCGACGGAUAACCAAGCCUGCCGUCCUCUCCACCCUUCCGUGGACAACUCAGGGCAUCCGCCAGACCACCGCCCGGCCCCUCUUGACAGCCCCCGUGGUUCCUGCCGCCACUCAGACGGCUUACGUUGAAUCGGGCAGCGCAGAAGGCAGCGGAGAUCCAGAACUGGGCACCAGCGGAGAUCAGGAAGGCAGUGGGGCCGGCUCUGCAGGGGAGGAAGAAACUGAAGACCCCAAGGUGACAGGUCCCCACCUGAUCGAGAGAGCCACCUGUUACAACACCCCUCUGGGAUGCUGCUCGGACGGAAAGACCCCGGCCGCUGACGCCGAAGGAAGCAACUGCCCAGCCACCAAAGUCUUCCAAGGGGUCCUCAUUUUGGAAGAGGUGGAGGGCCAAGAGUUGUUUUACACCCCCGAAAUGGCCGAUCCCAAAUCGGAGCUCUUUGGGGAGACAGCCCGGAGCAUCGAAAGUGUGCUGGACGAGCUUUUCCGCAACUCGGAGGUCAAGAGGGAUUUUAAGAGUGUCCAGGUGCGGCAUCUGGGCCAAAGCAGCGCGGUCAGGGUCAUUGUGGAGUCCCAUUUUGAUCCAGCUACUUCUUACACGGCUGCCGACAUCCAGAGGGCCCUUUUGAAGCAGAUCAAAGCCUCUAAGAAAAAAACAGUCUUGGUGAAGAGGCCGCAGCAUGAGAACAUCAAGUUCAUGGACUUUGACUGGAUCCCCCAGCUUUUCACCACCACCACCACCACCACGAUCGCCACCACCAUGGCCCCCACAGCCAGCGGCUCCCAGCGGUUCCCCAUCACCCCUACCGGCCGGACCCUGAAUCCAGGACGGCUAAACGGGAAAUCCUCUGGGACGGUCGCAACCAAAAGACCCGGCACCACCCUUCCAGCCUCCACGGAUCGGAAGAAGCCCCUGCGCCCUGUGCCCACCACCCGGAAGCCCGCUCGGCCCUGUGAGUCUCACCCCUGCUUGCAUGGGGGCACCUGCGAGGAUGACGGCCGAGAUUUUACCUGCAGCUGUCCAGCCGGAAGAGGAGGGGCUGUUUGCGAGAAAGCCAUCCGAUACUUCAUCCCCAGCUUCGGCGGGAAGUCCUACCUGGCCUUCAAAAUGAUGAAGGCCUACCACACCGUGCGCAUCGCCGUGGAAUUCCGGGCCUCCGAGCUGAGCGGGCUGCUCCUGUACAACGGGCAGAACCGCGGGAAGGACUUCAUCUCCCUGGCACUGGUGAACGGAUUCGUGGAGCUCAGGUUCAACACCGGCUCGGGGACAGGCGUGAUCACCAGCCGGGUGCCCAUCGAGCCUGGCCAGUGGCACGCGCUGGUGGUCAACCGGAACCGGAGGAACGGCGUGCUGUCCGUGGAUGGAGAGCCGCACGUCCACGGCGAGAGCCCAAGUGGAACCGAUGGGCUAAAUCUCGACACCGACCUCUUUGUUGGAGGAGCCCCAGAAGACCAAAUUGCUGUGGUGGCCGAGCGCACGUCGGUCACCGCUGGCCUCCAGGGCUGCGUCCGUCUGCUGGACGUCAACAACCAAAUGUAUGACCUGCGGGAGAAAGGCGACGACGUGCUCUAUGGCAGCGGGGUGGGCGAGUGUGGCAACAACCCCUGCCAGCCCGACCCCUGCCACCACGGUGGGCUCUGCCACGUCGUGGAGGCCGAGAUGUUUCACUGCGAGUGUCUCAACGGCUACACAGGACCCACCUGUGCCGACGAGAGGAACCCCUGUGACCCCAAUCCCUGCCACCUCUCCGCCACCUGCUUGGUCUUGCCCGAAGGCGGGUCGAAAUGCGAAUGCCCCAUGGGGCGAGGAGGCGAAUUCUGCGAAUCAGUUGCAGAAAUGGACCAGACCAUGCCUUUUCUGCCAGAAUUCAACGGAUUCUCAUACCUGGAGUUGAAUGGUCUUCAGACAUUUGUGCCAGAUCUACAGGAUAAGAUGGCCAUGGAAGUGGUAUUCCUGUCCAGAAAUCCAAACGGUUUAAUUUUCUACAAUGGACAGAAGACGGAUGGAAAAGGAGAUUUUAUCUCCUUGACCCUUCACAAUGGAUACCUGGAGUACAGAUAUGACUUGGGCAAAGGAGCGGCCGUAAUCAAGAGCAGAGAGCCCAUCGCUCUGAACACCUGGAUCAGUGUCUCACUGGAGAGGAACACCCGGAAAGGCAUCAUGAGGAUUAACAACGGAGAACGGAUCCUGGGUGAAUCGCCGAAAUCUCGUAAGUUGCCCCACACCUCGCUGAAUUUAAAGGAACCCCUCUAUGUGGGGGGAGCACCAGACUUCAGCAAACUGGCCCGGGCUGCUGCGGUGUCUGCUAGCUUUGACGGAGCCAUCCAGAAGAUUUCCAUCAAAGGGAUCCCCGUCCUGAAGGAGGAGAACAUCCGCAGCGCCGUUGAGAUUUCUUCUUUCCGCUCUCAUCCCUGCACUCAGAAGCCCAGCCCUUGCCAGAACAGGGGGACCUGCAAACCCCGCCUGGAGGGCUACGAAUGCACCUGCCCCAGAGGCUUCUUCGGGACCCACUGCGAGAAAGUCCUCACCGAGAAGGCAGCUGGAGACUCGGAAGCAGUCGCCUUUGACGGCAGGACCUACAUAGAAUACCACAAUGCUGUUACCAAGAGCCAACUGACCAAUGAGAUACCAGCUCCCGAUGCUUUGGAUUAUCAUCUGGACCUCAGCGAGAAGGCCCUGCAGUCCAACUACUUUGAGCUCAGCAUCAAAACCGAAGCCACCCAGGGCCUCAUCCUGUGGAGUGGGAAAGGUCUGGAUCGAUCGGACUACAUCGCUUUGGCCAUCGUGGACGGCCGGGUCCAAAUGACCUACGACCUGGGCUCUAAACCCGUCAUCCUGCGGUCUACCGUCCCGGUCAACACGAACCAGUGGAUUCAGAUCAAAGCGUCCAGAGUCCAUCGAGAUGGGUCCCUACAAGUCGGCAACGAGUCUCCCGUCAUGGGUUCCUCUCCUCUGGGAGCUACCCAGCUGGACACCGAUGGGGCCCUUUGGCUGGGUGGGUUGGAGAAGCUCGGCGUGGCCCACAAGCUUCCCAAAUCCUUCCUCACCGGCUUCGUUGGCUGCCUACGAGACGUGGUGGUGGACCGCCAGGAACUCCAUCUGGUGGAGGACGCUUUGAACAACCCCGCCAUAUCACACUGCGCGGCCCAAUGAAGACACACCCUGC